AUGGACACCUGCAGCACUCACAUUGACGGCGAGUCUGAAACGGUGAGGGAAGAGCGAUGCGGUGAGACCCGUGACAAGGAGGGAAGGAGGCACGGCGAGAUGCAGAAGCGCAAAGGUAAGAGGCAGAAGAGAGACAACACAAUGGUGAGAGGAGAGGUUGAGUCGGCAGAGUUCCAAGUGAAGGAUGCGGCUAGCAAUGGCGGCAAGGAGAUUGAGAAAGGCCGGAGGCGAGACAGUGUCCGAUGUUCUAAAAAUUGGACCGGAUUGGUCGGUUUGACCGAUCUAACUAUAAACCGACAACAAUUACGGUUUAAUUUGUCUCCUGAAACCGUUUCUCCAAAAACCGAGGAAGAACUGCCGAACUGGCCGGUUGAACCGGACAGGGAACCGACCGGUUUAAAAGAAACGGCGUCCUUUUUCGCAAAUUUGGCUUACUUUCAUCUUGAAGCCUACACCACCGCCGCAAGGAGUGGCAUACUGCCGCCGUCCGUCCGUCUAUCUAGCUUCCCUCGUGCUCCAAGUCUUCACCACCCCUGUUCGCUGUCACCGAUCGCAGCUGCUUCCUCGAGCUCGGCGUCCCUCGUCUUUGUCUGUUCAGCCGCGCUUCCGCCGCCGUUUGUUUGCCGUUCACGUUCGCGUCUUCGUUCAGCCGUCGUCUUCGUUCGCGUUCUUCGCUGUUCAAGUUUGCUCGGCGUUCACCGUUCGCGUUCACUCGCCGUUCACCCUUCGGGUUCGCAUUCGCAUUCGCAUUCGUCUGGAAGCCACGUUGCUCUGCUUCAAACUCUGCGACCAACCCGCGCGCUCCACCUAGCCGUCGAACUGCUCUCUUUUGUCGCCGCCGGACAGAAUGUGCCUUGUUUCAGGAGCUUUUCUAGGGCAGCCUCUGUUGGAGCUGAGCAGAAAGAAGGGUUGAAACUGCUUGUGAAUGGGGGUGUUCAAGCCCAGAAAGCGGUUGGAACAUGGCUGUUUUGCUCAGCCGCAUGGGUGUUUAGUUUGGUGGUACUUGGUGGCAUUACCAGGCUCACCAGAUCCGGUCUUUCCAUGACCGAUUGGAAGUUCACUGGUACUCUCCCUCCGAUGUCUGACGAGGAAUGGCAUCAAGAAUUUGAGAAAUAUAAGCAGUCGCCUGAGUACAAGCGUGUUAACAAAGGGAUGAAACUUGAAGAUUUCAAAUUCAUAUAUUGGAUGGAAUAUGCACAUAGAAUGUGGGGAAGGGCACUGGGAAUUCUGUUUGUGUUGCCUUAUUCAUAUUUUCUCCGGAAGGGGUACAUUACAGUGAAAUUGGGACUGAGACUCUGUUCUCUGUUUGCUCUGGGUGCGGGGCAAGGUUUCAUUGGCUGGUGGAUGGUUAAAAGUGGUUUAGAGGAACCACCAUCAGAGUAUGUGCAACCAAGGGUAAGCCCAUAUCGUCUUGCAGCUCAUCUUACGUCGGCAUUUGCUAUUUAUUGUGGUCUCUUUUGGACUGCAUUAUCUGUUGUUAUGCCUGAACCACCAGCUGAAUCACUAGCGUGGGUUCGUGGGGCUGCCAAAGUGAAGAGACUUGCAUUACCUAUCAGCUUACUUGUCGGUCUUACUGCUAUCUCGGGUGCAUUUGUUGCUGGAAAUGAUGCUGGGCAUGCAUUUAAUACAUUUCCGAAGAUGGGUGAUACAUGGAUACCUGAUGACAUUUUUGAAAUGACACCUCUGAUUUGGAAUUUCUUCGAGAAUACGUCAACUGUGCAGCUUGACCACCGUAUACUUGCCACUGCAUCUCUACUUUCAGUCGCCAUUUUAUGGUUGUCGACAAGAAAGCUGGACAUACACCCUGCAGUAAGAGCACUGAUUGGGGGCACUCUUGGCAUGGCAGCUCUUCAGGUGACCUUAGGAGUUUCAACACUUCUCUCAUAUGUACCUGUUUCACUGGGAUCUGCACAUCAAGCUGGUGCCUUAACACUUCUUUCAUUUAUGAUAUUGCUUAACCACACAACUCGAAAGCCUUCAUUAUCCCUUCUCAAAUCAUUACCUGCAGUUGUCAAAUCACAAAACUUCUGAUAGUAUCUAUAUUACUUGACAAGGGAAUUGCUAUUAUUUUCAAUUUACUUGAUAAAGUUUUCAUUGAAUCUGGAAAAUUCAUGAUGGUACCACCAAUCUGUUAACUGUAUCAUCUGUGUGAUUUAUGCAUUAAAAGUUAGUAGAGAAUCAUCAUGUAAUCUAAUGUUUCUUACCUUUUUUUUCCCUUGUUAUUUCUUACUAUUACUUUUGAUACAUGCUUAGUUCAGUAUAACAAAUAAAAAUGCUUAGUUUGGAAUC
This is a messenger RNA of Arachis stenosperma, 2289 nucleotides long. Its product is annotated as cytochrome c oxidase assembly protein COX15. The record is from RefSeq and is a predicted model, not a curated record. The transcript is spliced from 9 exons. Lineage: Eukaryota; Viridiplantae; Streptophyta; Magnoliopsida; Fabales; Fabaceae. Gene Ontology annotation, biological process: heme A biosynthetic process. The coding region runs from base 1 to 2031 and encodes 676 amino acids. Gene Ontology annotation, molecular function: oxidoreductase activity, acting on NAD(P)H, heme protein as acceptor. Gene Ontology annotation, cellular component: mitochondrial inner membrane.